UGAGAUUGUGAUGGUGUGCUGAGGCCACUUGACCUGAAUAUAUAGUGCAGUCGAACUCAGAGUGGAAUGGUGAGUGCGAUGUUGCAAGACGCGUCUGCGAGUACGAUUUGGAUGAGACUCUGAUGGGGGCCGACUGUGUGGGCUGAAUGCUCGUGGUGUGCUUUCGGUGCUUGGACUGCACAGAAUCCGUGCUGGCGCACCAUGCCGAGCGGUGUCUCGUGGAAGUGGCACGAGGGCCCCAUGUUUGUUGGGGCUAACGUGGAGCAUGAGGGCCAGAUUUGUUCAGCUGCUGCUGCUGGGCCAUCAGAUCAUUACCAGAUCAGCUUGGAUUUAAAGUUUCAACAAAACGAAGACAGGGAAGCAUGGACUGCAUGCAUGCUUUUGUCAGACGGCAAUGGCAUGCUUGAAGAAUGCAAAUAAAACUGGAGCUAGCUAGUUGCCUAGUUGCGAUCUGGUAGGUCCAUGCAGGGAACUGCAAGAAGCCACUGCGAAGUGGAGUUCACAUGAUGUGCUGUUGAUCCAGCAGACCACAAACUGAUCUAAGAUGAUUUGAAUUUGUCGAGCAAGUUGUUUGGACGGCUGAACAGGCUUAUCCGGUCAUCAUUCAGAAACAAUGAGCUAUGGGCACAAAAACUUCCAGAUGUCUUAAAAAUAACAAUCUGUAUCUCAUUGCACAACUGACAAAUUGGACCCAAUUUACAUGUGGUCCUCAUGGCCCAUGAGGCAUAGCAGUAUGGCAUCACAUUGUAUUGUGAUAUGUAACGACCCAGACACUACUACAUGUCUAUAUUUCUACAAUUGGCUCCGACAAGUGCCAACAGAUGAUGGCCCGAGAGAAAUCUAAUCAGAACCACACACUGCUUCCCCUUGCAGCACCGCAUGUUCUGAGCUCGUGGCCUUGUCUCUUGCCAGCCGGAGGUGAUAGCUGCACUUGAACUGCAUGCUCUUCUUCCCCGUCACAUAUAAAUCCACCACCUUCACACUUACAUCCACCAGUUCAUCAGCAACCUGAGCAUUACAUCUAGCAGCACAAUACCCUCUGAUACAGUCAUACAGAGGUUCUGUGAACAUUCGAUUCAGCCAGGAAAAGCAGGAGAAGCAACCAUGAUCAGUGCCAAGAGGCUUGUUCAGAUGGCAAAGAAGUGGCAGAGAAUGGCUGCCUUGGCGAGGAAGCGGCUUACCUCGAUGCCGGCAAAAGAAACCGAAGCAUCCUGUGGGACGUCGUCGACGGCAAUGGCCAGCAAGGGCCACUGCGUUGUGUACUCUGCUGAUGGAAGGCGGUUCGAGGUGCCGCUGGCAUACCUUGGCACGGUGGUCCUCGGUGAGCUCCUGCGCAUGUCGCAGGAGGAGUUUGGGUUCGUGAGCGAUGGUGGCAGGAUCACGCUGCCCUGUGACGCCGCCGUGAUGGAGUACGCCAUGCAUUUGGUUAGAAGAGAUGCUUCUGAGGAGGUUGUGAGGGCGCUCUUGAGCUCCAUGGUCAGGCCUUGCCACACUGUCAGUGUCAUUGGCGUGGCGCCAUCGAUGGAGCUCAAGCAGCAGCUAGCUGUAUGUGUAUAAUUCACUAGCUCAUUUUAUUAGCUCGUGUCUCAGUGUCUCUUGAUGUAUGUAGUAAUGUACAGUACAGUUCUGUUCAACCGGAUGUAAGGUUGUUACUUGGUAUAAUCAAAUGAAAUGGAAGAAAGAUGUUACCAGCUCAA
This is a messenger RNA of Sorghum bicolor (sorghum), 1697 nucleotides long. RefSeq names its product auxin-responsive protein SAUR36. The record is from RefSeq and is a predicted model, not a curated record. Lineage: Eukaryota; Viridiplantae; Streptophyta; Magnoliopsida; Poales; Poaceae. The transcript has a single exon. Bases 1105 to 1557 code for a protein of 150 amino acids. Gene Ontology annotation, biological process: response to auxin.